Messenger RNA from Anopheles nili, 807 nucleotides. RefSeq names its product H/ACA ribonucleoprotein complex subunit 2-like protein (gene NHP2). Gene Ontology annotation, biological process: rRNA pseudouridine synthesis; snRNA pseudouridine synthesis. The record is from RefSeq and is a predicted model, not a curated record. The transcript is spliced from 3 exons. Bases 74 to 547 code for a protein of 157 amino acids. Gene Ontology annotation, molecular function: box H/ACA snoRNA binding. Gene Ontology annotation, cellular component: nucleolus; box H/ACA snoRNP complex. Lineage: Eukaryota; Metazoa; Arthropoda; Insecta; Diptera; Culicidae.
CAGGCAUCGUUCUCGCCACAUUUACCGGUCGAAAUCCGUUUUUUAGUGUAAAUCACAGUGCGCAUUACCUACCAUGGGUAAAAUUAAGGCUGAAAAGGAUCAACCCAGUGAAGAUGCCGAUGUUUCCGUCGCCGUCAAAGAAGAGGACACAUACGAUGAUAAGUUGAAAAACGCUAGUGCUAUCGCCCAGCCAAUGGCAUCGAAGAAAUUGACCAAAAAGAUUCAUAAACUCAUCGAAAAAGCAUCUAAGCAGAAAACUUUCCUCCGCAACGGUCUGAAGGACGUUCAGAUACGCCUACGUAAAGGAGAAACGGGACUUGUUGUCUUCGCGGGCGAUGUGACGCCGAUUGAAAUCAUGUGCCACCUGCCGGCAGUGUGUGAGGAGAAAAAUAUUCCCUACUGCUACGCACCCAGCCGCAAGGAUCUCGGGGCAGCGAUGGGGGUGAAGCGAGGCACGGUAGCGAUGUUGAUCCGCGAGCACCCAGACUAUAAGGAAUUGUACGAUAAACUAAAGGAAGAGUUUUCCACCCUUCCCGUACCUUCGUAGUCAAUUUUAGGCCCGUGUCGGUUGUGCACGUUAAGAUACCAUUGAAUUGAUUGCAGGAGAAUUGUUCUGUGAAUUUUUUGCGAAUUAUAUUUUUUGAAUUCAGUGGAUGAAUUUGAUGAACUAUGAUACUUUCUUUCGGUUUUAUACAUCGAAAGCAGCGGAAGCGUCAAUGUCGAGUUCAAAGACAGCCAGGUUUAUUAAGUUAGCUACUACCGAUUAGUACACAUAAAUUUGCCUAUCGAAAAAAAAAACAACAAUAA